AAAUCAUUCCAAAUUCAUUCCUGCAGUUGCUCGACUGAACACAGUGCAUUUACAGCGAGCACAGAUUUGGCUCAUACCUGACUUUGUCAGCAUUCACUGUGCUGUAACUAAGUAACAAGAACAGUGUCAUUAGAAGACAGAUGAAUAGCUUUCUUCAAGGUCAUCAGAGCACUGAGCACCUUUAAGGAGUGCAGGAAUCUGUGAAGAAGGAGUUGGGGAGAAGGACCGUGCUUGUUUUAGAGUCUGUGUAACAGAACUGAUAAGCUAUUCCUGUGAUGUGAUCAAAUGUGACUGAAUACUGCAGGCUCUUGGACUCUUAUUCUGUAAAAUCCUCAUCAGAGCAGCUCAGGAAGAGAUCGGAGGGAACAGCUUCUGCUGUACUGAGAAGAUGCUGGAGAGCUCUUCAAGCCUUUUGUUCAUUGUAUUGGUUGUGCUCUUCCUUCUGCUCCUCUUCACAGUGCUCAUCAAGAGAAACGGCACUGCUGCCCUUCUCUGGAAUGAAAUAAUCCGCGAGAAUAUAACCAACUUCAUCAUGAAUCAAAGCAAAGAACAGAGGAUUUUAAAUUUUGUGCUGCAGAAUGCAGUCAGAGGAGACCCCUCUAGUGUCGUGGACACUAUAGAUAAGUACUGCUCCGAGAAAGAGUGGGCCAUGAAUGUGGGCAGUGUAAAAGGUAAAAUUCUAGACAAGGUGUUGGAGGAGGUCAACCCUUCAGUUGUUCUGGAGCUGGGAACGUACUGCGGCUACUCGGCAGUGAGGAUUGCUCGGCUCUUGAAGGCUGGUGCUCGUCUUCUCACUAUGGAGUUCAACCCAGAAUUUGCUGCUAUCGCUAAACAGAUGAUCGAGUUUGCUGGAGUACAGGAUAAGGUGAACAUCCUUGAAGGCCCUUCAGAGGAACUUAUCCCUCAGCUGAAGAAAAAACAUGAAGUGGAUACUCUGGAUUUUGUCUUUCUUGACCACUGGAAAGACAGAUAUGCACCAGACACCAUCCUGCUCCAGGAGUGCAACUUGCUGAGGAAGGGCACAGUUCUUCUGGCUGACAAUGUAAUCUGCCCAGGAGCUCCAGAAUUCCUUAAAUACAUUCGCAACAAUCCCCAUUUCCAAUGCACUAACUACCCAUCUCGUCUGGAAUACAUGGCAGUGCAGGAUGCUAUGGAAAAGGCUGUGUUUUUGGGAUGAAGAAAGCCAUUAAUACUCAACUACUGGUUCAAAUUAUGUAAAUGCAACUGCACAGAUUAACUUGUCUAUGCUUUAAAUUUUGCUUUUUUGUCUUUUGGAGCCUUUAAUUAAAGCAAGCGAUAGUGGAAGUCAUUUUAGGCCAGGUGGAAAUUAUGAUCUGGAGUGUGUAAGUAG
Messenger RNA from Tinamus guttatus (white-throated tinamou), 1351 nucleotides. It is a transcript of the gene COMT, whose product is annotated as catechol-O-methyltransferase. Gene Ontology annotation, biological process: dopamine metabolic process; developmental process; catecholamine catabolic process. NCBI's taxonomy places the organism in Eukaryota, Metazoa, Chordata, Aves, Tinamiformes, Tinamidae. Gene Ontology annotation, molecular function: magnesium ion binding; catechol O-methyltransferase activity. The record is from RefSeq and is a predicted model, not a curated record. Gene Ontology annotation, cellular component: dendrite; axon; membrane.